AUGUCAGAUUCCAACACCACUGACUUCACCAACCCCUCCACCUUCAUCCUGCUGGGCAUUCCCGGCCUGGAGGCGGCUCAUGUGUCACAUCUCUGGAUCUCCAUCCCCUUCUGCACCAUGUACAUGAUAUCCAUCUUGGGGAACUUCACCAUCCUCAUCAUCGUGAAGAUGGAGUCGAGCCUGCAUGGACCCAUGUACUAUUUCCUCUGCAUGCUAGCUGUCAGUGAUCUGGUCCUGUCAACGUCCAUCCUGCCCAAAAUGCUGAGAAUCUUCUGGUUCGGUUCCACAGAGAUCGAUUUCAGUGCCUGCCUCACACAAAUGUACUUCAUUCACUGCUUCUCAACGAUGGCAUCUGGGAUUUUAGUGGCCAUGGCUUUCGAUCGCUUUGUGGCCAUCUGUGAUCCCCUGAGACAUUGCACCAUGCUGACAAACCCCACGGUGGCCAAGAUGGGCUUAGCCAUAGCGCUGCGCGGUGCAAUACUUGUGUUGCCGUAUCCCCUCCUUGCACGUCAGUGGCCAUAUUGUAGAACCAACACUGUCCUGCAUUCUUACUGUGAGCACAUCGCAGUGGUGAAGCUGGCCUGUGCUGAUGUCCGUGUCAGUAGUUACUAUGGGCUUUUUGUGGCAUUCUCUGUGAUUGGUACAGAUGUAUUUCUUAUCACUGUGUCCUAUAUUCAGAUCCUCAGGGCCAUCUUCAGACUCCCCACAAGGGAGGCCCGGCUCAAGACUUUUGGGACCUGUGGUUCCCAUCUGUGUGUCAUCUUAGUCUUUUACAUCCCAGGUCUCUUCUCCUUCAUCACACAUCGGUUUGGUCACAAUGUGCCCCUGCAUUUCCACAUUCUCUUUGCCAAUGUGUAUGUCCUGGUGCCCCCGAUGCUAAACCCCAUUAUCUAUGGGGUGAGGACCAAACAAAUCUGGCAAAGGCUGCUCCAUCUCUUUACUCCUAAACAGACCUAA
Molecule: messenger RNA, 957 nt
Organism: Pelodiscus sinensis (Chinese soft-shelled turtle)
Lineage: Eukaryota; Metazoa; Chordata; Testudines; Trionychidae
Product: olfactory receptor 52R1-like
Biological process (GO): G protein-coupled receptor signaling pathway
Cellular component (GO): plasma membrane
Molecular function (GO): G protein-coupled receptor activity; olfactory receptor activity
Source: RefSeq, a predicted model, not a curated record